CUCCGUGUUAACACGUUCAUCGCCAAGCAUAAAUUCGGAAAAUUUUCAAAAUUGAUUUUUGUUCAUAUCGUCCAAAAUGGUGUAAAACGUAUGGGUACAUGUGUAUUUAUUUAUUUUAUUUUAUUUUUUAAUGGGUUCAUGAUGUUUUUCUAGCGCCGGUCAUUUUGACCCGGCGCGGCCUAAACGUAAUAAUUAUUACAAACAGGCCGCGCCGGUCAUAACGCCGGUCACGUUUUCACGCGGUUAUGAGCGUGUUCUGUUGACAUACGUCCGGUACGCGUGAGUGCGUCACUCGCAAUGCUAGCGGUCGGGGGCGCAAGCGCUCCCUGUUAGCCUCCCCGCUGGGAUCCUUCACCCCCUCGUAUUGACCAAUCAUUGUCGAUGUACACUCUUUCGUUUCUGGUGUCAAGUUGCAGUUUUUGUUUUUUAGUUGUGUUUGUUACGUGUUUGAUUGCAAAGUACAGCGCUAGAAUUUUAGUGAUUUAUUAGAUAAUGGAAGUUUUUGAGGACUUUGAACUUACCCAAGAGCAAAUACUUCACUUACAAAGUUUAGAAACACUGCAUCAAAGCGAAAAUGCUACGUUCGACGAGCCAGAAGAAGUUUUUCAAAUUCCGCAAUCAAGAAAACGUCGUCGAAUUUUAUCGGAUGAAGAAGAAGAUGAGCCUGUAUCACCCUCUUUAUCAGGACAUACGCCACCGUCUGCAAAAUGGUUCAGACCAAGAGGUAAGCAGCCACGUAUAAUACCUUUCACGGAAAUACCUGGGCUGAAACCAUACGCACUGAGGCAAGAACUGUCCAGCGGCGAACCAGGGGAUUUCUAUUCUCUUUUAGUGAAUGAGCAGAUGUUUCAACAUAUUGCCGACCAAACCAAUAUUUUUGCACAGCAAACUAUUGAUAAAGCUAGCACAAAAGCAAAGUCAAGAGUAAAAUUGUGGGUACCAACGGAUAAGGAAGAAAUAAAACGAUUUUUCGGUUUGAUUAUUUGGAUGGGCAUUGUAAAAUUACCUAAAGUAGUAGAUUAUUGGUCUGUUGACGAAAUGUUGGGUCAAGAUUUUGCAAAAAAAACUAUGAGUCGCAACAGAUUUGAGUUGCUUUUGAGAAUGCUCCAUUUUUCUGACAACACAGUGGCAGUCAAAAAUGACCGCCUAAGUAAAAUAAGGACCGUCGUAGAUAAUUUGAACCAUACUUUUGCGUUCCAUUUCACCCCCAACGAAUAUUUGUGUGUCGACGAAAGCAUGAUACCGUUUCGGGGUCGAAUUAUAUUUCGACAAUACAACAAAUCAAAGAGACACAAAUAUGGUAUCAAAUUAUUUAAGUUGUGUACUACACCCGGGUAUACAACAAAGCUAGAGGUAUAUGCAGGGAAGACGGUAGAUUCGGACUGCAACACACCAACAAAUGUCGUGCUCAAUCUAGCACACAACUUACUAGGAAAAGGUCACACGAUGUUCGUAGACAAUUGGUACACGAGUUUGGAAUUAGCCGAGAAACUUAUUCAGCAGGACACUCAUCUGGUGGGUACACUAAGGAAGAAUAGGAGGAAUUUACCAAAAGACGUUAUGAAUGCCAAUCUAAAACCUGGAGAAUUUAUUGCUAAAGAAAAUGAAAGUGGCGUGACAGUUAUGAAAUGGAAGGAUAAACGCGAUGUCUAUUUGCUAUCAACCAAACAUUCUAUUGGAUUUAUCAAAAAAAAUAAUAAACGAGGAGAAGAAAAAAUUAAACCGAAAAUCGUAAUCGAUUACAAUAAAGCAAAAGCGGCAGUAGACUUAUCUGACCAGAUGACUGCCUAUUCAAGCCCACUUAGAAAAACUUUGAAAUGGUAUAAGAAACUGGGCAUUGAAUUAUUGCUCAACACUGCUGUCGUAAAUGCCAGAGUUCUUUUUCAGAGUACUACCAAAAAAAAGAUGCCAGUCGUAGAUUUUCGGAAAUCCCUGUCAAAAUACCUAAUAUGUAGUACUAAAGAAAAUAUCACACAAUCUGCACCCAGACCAAAAAGACAAAAGCAUGUGCUAAAGAAAAAUGAAGGUUCGGCUGUCAAGACAAGAAAAUUUUGUCGCGAUUGUUACAAAAAAAAUGUGGCAUUGCAUGGGAGAAAAGUCGCCAAGAAUAAGACAAAAAAAGUGACUUGGUUCUGUCCUAUUUGUCCUGACAAUCCUUAUUUAUGUCGUGAAUGUUUUGACCAAUGCCACUAAAUUUAAAUUGUAAGGAAUCCUUACAUAAUUAUUGUAUUUUUAUAAUUAUAGUUAAUUUCUUACUUGAUAGAAAUUUUUGUCAUUGUUUUCCUGAAUUGUUGAUUAUUUUUUUAUAAUUGUUUUUUACUUAAAUAAUAAUUAAGGCUAUGGCAAUAAUUAUUUGAUUCAAUUAAACUAAUACACAAACUUUUAUAGACAUUCUAAUAAGAAAUUAAAAAUUUUGUAUUGAA
Messenger RNA from Plodia interpunctella (Indianmeal moth), 2423 nucleotides. RefSeq names its product piggyBac transposable element-derived protein 4-like. NCBI's taxonomy places the organism in Eukaryota, Metazoa, Arthropoda, Insecta, Lepidoptera, Pyralidae. The record is from RefSeq and is a predicted model, not a curated record. Bases 493 to 2193 code for a protein of 566 amino acids. The transcript has a single exon.